This is a messenger RNA of Penicillium waksmanii, 2802 nucleotides long. RefSeq lists its product as uncharacterized. The record is from RefSeq and is a predicted model, not a curated record. The coding region runs from base 1 to 2802 and encodes 933 amino acids. The transcript is spliced from 2 exons. Lineage: Eukaryota; Fungi; Ascomycota; Eurotiomycetes; Eurotiales; Aspergillaceae.
AUGGCCGUCAAGAGCGCUGCUCUCUUGCUUCUCCUCCCUUUGCUACAGGAAGUAGGAGCAGAUUGGACUACAACAGUUCACACCACUCUUAUUGUACCCAAUACGGUCACCCCAGUUGUUAAAUUUGUUACACCUCCGGCAACGCCUCUAUCAUCUACUCCAUCGUCUUUGCCCUUGACAUAUGAUCAUGCAAACAGCCACAAGCUGAAGCUGACCUCCGUUGCAAGCCCACUGGAACAGAUGGAGGCUCAGGAGGAACAGCACCCCCCUAGCGUGACUACCUCUCCAGGGCCUGCCAAUUCUGGUGCUAGCUCUGCCACACCAAAUGAAAGUGGAAGCUCAGCUGCUGAGGGAACCCCUGGAAACCCGCCCACCAGCUCCGCAGGCGUCCCUCCAGGGGGUCACUCAAGCUCCAAGCCACUCGUCCCCAAUGGGUCUACAGCUUCAGGAUCUCAUUCUAAGCACACAACCACUCAGCCAGCUGUCCCAGACACAACCAAAUCAGGCUCACCUGCUGGAACCUCAGGUGGUUCUUCGAAAUCAGGAUCUCCAGAUGGCCCUGCCAGCUCCCAACCCAACAAUACCGGAACAAAGGGAUCGAACACAUCAAGCUCCAAGCCUGUAGGCCCAAGUGGAUCUACUACACCCGGCUCUCCACCCAAACACACAACCACUCAGCCAGCUAGCCCAGACACAACCAAAUCAGGCUCACCUGCUGGAACCUCAGGUGGUUCUUCGAAAUCAGGAUCUCCAGAUGGCCCUGCCAGCUCCCAACCCAACAAUACCGGGACAAAGGGAUCGGACACAUCAAGCUCCAAGUCUGUAGGCCCAAGUGGAUCUACACCAAACCCUCCAGGCGGUACUACAAGCUCCACACCGAAGGGUCCUGCAAGUGACGCAACUGCGACAAAGUCAACAUCUCCUUCAGAUGGUGCCUCAGGAACCCCAGACCACAGCACCACAGGUCACCCCUCCUCGUUGCCCACAGUGAAUCCAUCUAAUCGGGUUUCCUCGGUUGAUCUCGCAUCAGCAACUGAUCUACAAUCUGCCGCAACAAGUAAUUCUGAUAUCGCUGAUUUUGCCCCCUCAGCAUCACCUUCCCAGGAGGAAUGGGCUUCUAUGCCAGCUACCACAACAUCCGGAAGCCCAGCCAGCAUUAGCUCUGACAGUGCUAUCAUUGCACUGAUGUUGAGAAAUAGCUAUAACAACAUCGAUGAAUUUAAGAAGGACCCGAAGACAUACAAGAAGCAUAUUGAAGAUAUCGAGGAUCAAACCUCGAAGUAUCUCUCCAAGACUGGAUUUGAUACUGGCAAAUCCCCUUGCUCUGGCUCCAAAAAGAGAUCGUCGAUCGAAAAGAGAGGCCUCUUCGAUGCCGUUGCCAGUAUUGCAAAGUCGGCAGUCAGCGCUACAGUGAAUACUGCUAGCGACAUUGCUAAUUCUGCCCUCAGCUGUGUUGCACCGAUCGUUGAUGACAUUAAAAAUGUGAUACCUGAUGAUGUUGAUGUGAAAGAUAUCACCCCUGAGAUUGAGGACCAGGUCAAGAAAGGAACUGAGUAUCUCGACGAAAUUAGCAACAUUGUGGAUAACAUGGAUGAGAAGAAGAACGAUGACGAUGACCACACAAGCUCGUCUAAAUCUGAUUCCUCAACAACUACUUCGUCAACGACAGGUACUUGUACAUUAAGUACUACAUAUUCCGAUUGCACUUGGGAUACCAUCGUCACUCCAGUGGCCAACUCCGACACUACCACGAUCAGUGUCAUUACAAGUACCCAGUCUUGCACGACACGAACUGGCUGUGAUGAGAAGCCGAGUACUUUCGAGACCACAUCUACUGUCGAUGCAUGCUCCUUCGUUUCUGUCCAAGAAGCUCCUGGAGUUGGAGUCGCAGCCACCAGUUUUAGUGUAUCCGCAACACCUGGUGCUGGUGUCUCUGGAGGCUCGUCCGCAACGGCUCACUCUACAGCUUCUCCAGGCUCAACACCCAAGACAACUGGCUCAUCCUCAACAACAAAGUCCUCUGUCACCACUACCACCUCAGCAGGCCCUACAUGCAGUGCGAACCAUGUCGUGGAUAACAAGGACGGAUGGGAGUAUUGUGAAUUUGAAUGCACUGAAUACACUGGUAAAUAUAUGAUAGCCAGCUCAACCUCUGGUCAGAAAUCCUACCAGCCAUGCCCCUACUCGAGGCCCCCUGUUGGAAUGUCGUGGAGUCCGGAUAAUGAGGGUCCCUUCACAACAACCGCGAAAGACGGCACCGUCUACAAUUGUGACGAUUCUCGCUACCUUGACCAUAAUGUCGGUGAUUCUAAGUCCUGCGUGACCUCGAUGAAAUCCAUCACCCAGAUUUCCACCAUCUACGCGGCAUACACCUCUUCCGUAGAAUCGGCAGCUUCAGCAACAUCGGCAUCGGAAGCUAGUGUCAGUGCUUCGAAGGCGAGUGCCUCUGCUGCUUCAGCAUCAGCUGCAUCCGCAUCGGCUGCCGCAGCCACUCCAUCUGGUUAUGCCUACAUCACAUUUUUCACUGCUGAGGGGGCUGGAUUCGGCUAUCAGGUUCUCCCCAGUGACUCUAGUGAUGACCCUGAUAUUUGCAACAUCGUCCCUGUUGCAACAUCAGAUGGAGGCACCUACUACGACCCUCCUGAUACCAUUGAUAUUGACCAUGGAGUUCUGAAGGGCUGCACAUAUAAAGACGAUGAGAUUAAAUGUGAUGACUACACUCUGCCAUGCAAAGAUUUCGAUGGGAAGAAAACUGAUUGCGGUCAAGCGAGGGUUCAAUGCGGACGUGAUGUGAAAAGCUAG